UUUCGAUCGCGGGAAGUGUCACUGUCGUAACGCUGUGUCUACGAAAGGCAAACGGCACCAACAUGGAUCAACAACAGUACUGCCUCAAGUGGAGCAACUAUUCAUCCAACCUGGCGGCGGCCUUCUCGAACCUGUUCGAUUCCGCCACACUCACAGAUGUCACGUUGGUUUGUGGAGGGACCGUAUUCAAUGCACACAAGGUCAUACUAGCGGCAUGUUCGAAAAACUUCGCCGAUCUGUUCGAACGGGCCCCGACCGGCACGGGACAGAUAUGCGUAAUGUUGGAAGCAACCUCCGCCGACAACAUGCACGCACUGCUCGAGUUUAUGUACAAGGGCGAAGUACACGUGUCACAGAAAGCGCUGGAAAGUUUUCUGAAAGCGGCUGAGAAUUUGCAGGUCAAAGGACUCACCACAGAACAUGGCCGCUUUGCGAGCGCCAAUGCCAGCCAACCGUCACAGUCGCCCUUUCACGGGCCGCCAAACGAUCUGCCAUCACCUGCCAUUCGCCGCCAGCAGCGCAACAGUCUCUCGUCCUCGAUGGAAUCGAUCAACCGAGCGGUAAAGCGGGAAACCGAUAGUAUAAUCGCAAGCAGUGGUGCUGGUGGAGCUGCUGGUGGCAACGGAUCCAGCCACGGUAGCGGUACCGGUGGAGCUGGAACAGGCAAUGUAAGUAGCGGUGCGGAUCGAGGCAGCAGCGGCACGGAUCGAGCUGGUCGAGGAAGUGAUCGAGGUGAGGGCGGAGGUGGUGGUGGUGGUGGAGGAGGCGGUGGUGGUGGCGGUGGCGGUGGCGGUAGUACACCAGCAUCCAGUUUCUCGCCGUACCUGCAACCGUCGUCCUAUCUGCCAGGAUCUUACGAGAACCGCAAACGAUCACUACGAAGUCCAUUCUACGAGCAUCAGGAAGCGACGCGGGACAGUGUAUUACGAGAUGGGAAAGCAAGCGCGGGUAAUGGCAGUCCGGUAAGUGGUAGCAAAAACUAUCGACCGUCCAGCAGUGGUUCUUCGGCGACACCAACGGAAGCAGACACUAUACACACGGAUCGGGAUUCACCGCAACAGUCCAAUCGGUAUGAAAACCACAGUCCCAGCACAACCCACCAUGGCCAUGGUAACGGACCGGUAUCGUCAAACACAAUGGAUCGAGAGGAUCGCAACGAUCACAACGGCUCAGUGGAUCACAAAGUGAAACACGAAAGUCGGGAAGGCAAUGAGGCUGGAGCGGAAGAUUUGCGUGUAAAAAUGGAAAUGCGACCCAUCCAAUCGCCUCUUAGGUCAUCGGCACCAUCCACCCCAACCACACCGUUAGGGUUUAUUAAUGUGAAGGGCGGUCUGGAGGCAGCGAUACCGUCAGUGGAUAUGUUGGGCAUGAUCAGCACACCGCGGGAAAGCGUCACGACGGCGGACGGUUUGCUCUGCGUUCCAGGCAAAAAGCUACAGUGUCCACUGUGCGAUCGGCAAUACGGUUACGAAACGAAUCUGCGGGCGCACAUACGCCAGCGGCAUCAGGGUAUACGCGUGCCAUGCCCGUACUGCAGUCGAACGUUUACCCGCAAUAACACCGUCAGAAGGCAUAUCGCCCGGGAGCACAAACAGCAGACGCAGUUUAUGCCCAGCCAACUGCACAGCUAAGUGCAGCGUGCGUUGCCGGACGUCGAAGUUUG
This is a messenger RNA of Anopheles maculipalpis, 1663 nucleotides long. RefSeq names its product zinc finger protein chinmo (gene chinmo). Bases 63 to 1631 code for a protein of 522 amino acids. Gene Ontology annotation, cellular component: nucleus. Gene Ontology annotation, molecular function: protein binding. Gene Ontology annotation, biological process: regulation of transcription by RNA polymerase II. The record is from RefSeq and is a predicted model, not a curated record. Lineage: Eukaryota; Metazoa; Arthropoda; Insecta; Diptera; Culicidae. The transcript is spliced from 6 exons.